AUGGUCAGCGACACCAUGUCGGCAACCAUCAUUGCACCGGGCGAGAUCCCGAAUGCAACGCCCGAACAGCUCUCGCCCAUUCUUCUGCGCCUAUUGGAAUGUCCCAAGGAGCUACUCUCAGAUCUGUCGUCGCAAUCCGCGGCUGCCAUCGCUGAUCUGCCGCAAGACUCGCGACCAGAAUCGUACGAAGGUCUGCUCGAUGUCGCUCGCUUUUGCGUGGAAGACGAACCGGGAUGGGAGGCGGAACGUCGCGCCAAGUUCAUCGGCGGGCACCCGCGCAUCGGCGCACCGCUCAAUGCACCCACGUCUGAGCUCAGCGAAGAGAGUCGGAAGGAACAGAUGAAAGGAGGUCAGGUGGAUCCUGCCACGCUCGAGAGUAAGUACGCCUGUGAGCUCCCAUUAAAGCUUCUGAAAGAUAUCCAGAUUUCGAUUGCUGACUCCCUCCUUGUGCCAAUGCAUCCAGGACUAGCAAGGCUGAAUGCUAUCUAUGAGGCCAAAUACCCAGGCCUGCGCUUCGUUACGUACGUCGCUGGUCGAUCUAGAGCUGCCGUCGCCGACGAGAUUGCGUCGUUGCUCGGCGAAAAGGUGGCUGCACUCAAGGAUGCCAAGGACCUUGCCAAAGACGAGGUGCGAGCACAAGGUACCGACGAGUGGCAAUCGGAGCUCGACCGAGCCUCAGACGCACUGUGGGAGAUCGCAGUAGAUCGCGCCGGAAAGUUGACGGCCGAAGCGGAAAGCAAGAGCGACAGCAAGACGGUAUCAUCAACCAAAGAAGACGGUGAGGAUCCCACAAAAGACGCUGCCGCAGUGGCCAGCCAACAAGACAAAACAAUCGGACAGGAUGUACCGUUCUUAUCAUUAGCCUCGUUCCGCAUGCUUGUUCUCUCUUCUCCCGUCCUCGAAUCCUUUUUCAAAUCCGACCUCACCGAAUCCUUCUACCUCGAACCCGUCGAACGAUCGCAGAGCGGAGGCGCCUACGCCUGGCACACCGCGCCAAGUCUUCCAGGAGCUCCCAGGGCGGUGCCCGGAGCAAGCAAGGAGAGCAGCUGGGCGACAAGCGAAGCCACCUAUAGUCGCGAUGUGACGACGGGCGCAAGGGGAAAGGUGGUCGGCUUCUUGGGAAACUUGCUGGGCGAGGAAGGAAAAGCGAAGAUGAAUCAGUUGGCAGAUCAGGUGGGGCAGCGGUUGCAGACGCAUACCGUGACAGGGCCGAGACCGUCGUUUGGUCGGAACUCGACCCUGGAUGGCGGCAAGAUGGACACGCAGGAGCUGAGAGAGAAGGAGGCGGAGGAGAGACGCAAAGCGGCAGAGGAUAGGAAAUCAACGCUUGGCAAUCGGCUGUUCAACGCGUUGAGAGCGCCGGCCCGCACGCCGUCAACCCAGGAUCUGAAGGCUGCCGCGUCGGCGGAUAGCUCGUCGAUAUCAGGAUCGGCAGAGGAACGAGGCCGAACGCAGGAGAAGCAAUCAUCGUCAGGUACGACGACGGCAAAAGCUGACAAGCGGAUCAGUCUCAGAGGAAGCGAUCUGUCGACAGCAGGACCCAAGGCUGCGGCUGAGGCCCUGCGUGCGGCACAGGAGGCUCUGCUGCAAGAACGUCCUGCCUUUGUGAUCGACGAGGUGGGCGAGGACGAGGGUGAAGGCGACGAGGGGGCAGAGAACGCUGCUGACGUGGAAGAGUUGGGCGAUGUGGUGGAUGGGAAUGGGGAGGAGGGCCAGGGCGGACAAGAGGCGCAAGGAUUGUUGAGCGGAGACGCUGCGAGGAGGGCUCAAGAGUUGCGCUCGGCGCCCGUUCAAUGA
Pseudozyma hubeiensis SY62 is the source of this 1797-nucleotide messenger RNA. Its product is annotated as thermoresistant gluconokinase. The transcript has a single exon. The record is from RefSeq and is a predicted model, not a curated record. Bases 1 to 1797 code for a protein of 598 amino acids. NCBI's taxonomy places the organism in Eukaryota, Fungi, Basidiomycota, Ustilaginomycetes, Ustilaginales, Ustilaginaceae.